Coniosporium apollinis CBS 100218 is the source of this 2139-nucleotide messenger RNA. Its product is annotated as hsp88-like protein. Gene Ontology annotation, molecular function: ATP-dependent protein folding chaperone; ATP binding. Bases 1 to 2139 code for a protein of 712 amino acids. The record is from RefSeq and is a predicted model, not a curated record. Gene Ontology annotation, cellular component: nucleus; cytosol. Gene Ontology annotation, biological process: protein folding. NCBI's taxonomy places the organism in Eukaryota, Fungi, Ascomycota, Dothideomycetes. The transcript is spliced from 5 exons.
AUGUCUGUAGUGGGCAUUGAUCUAGGAACGCUAAACACUGUGAUUGCGGUGGCCAGGAAUCGAGGUGUCGAUGUGGUCACAAACGAGGUCUCGAACCGGGCUACACCAACACUCGUAGGCUUCGGCCCUAAGAGCAGAUACCUCGGCGAGCAAGCAAAGACGCAAGAGAUCUCCAACUUCAAGAACACCGUCAGCUCCCUUUCGCGUCUCGCCGGCCGGUCACUCAACGACCCCGAUGUCCAGAUCGAGCAGGAGUACGUCACAGCGCCCCUCGUCGAUAUCAAUGGCCAAGUGGGCGCCGAGGUCACAUACCUGGGCAAGAAGGAGCGGUUCACGGCGACGCAGCUUAUUGCCAUGUUCUUGAGCAAGAUACGGCUAACAGCAUCCGCCGAGCUCAAGCUGCCCGUGUCCGAUGUCGUCCUCAGCUGCCCGGCAUGGUACACCGACGCUCAACGAAGGAGUCUCCUUGACGCCACAGAGGUGGCUGGACUUAAGUGCCUUCGGCUGAUGAACGAGACCACCGCAACAGCUCUCGGUUAUGGCAUCACGAAGACCGACCUGCCGGGUGCUGAGGAGAAGCCUAGGCGGGUGGCUUUCAUCGACAUCGGUCACAGCAACUACACAUGCUCCGUCGUUGAGUUCAGGAAGGGCGAGGUGACUGUCAAGUCGACGGCGUACGACCGUCAUUUCGGUGGCCGGAACGUCGACAAGGCAUUAGUCGACCACUUCGCAGCAGAGUUCAAGGAGAAGUACAAGAUCGAUAUCAAGUCAAAUGCGAAGGCACGCCUGCGGGUCGCGCAAGCCUGCGAGAAGCUCAAGAAGGUGCUCUCGGCGAACGCUGGGUCGCCGCUUAACAUCGAGUCAGUAAUGGAGGACACAGAUGUCAGGGGUUUCUUGAAGCGGGAAGAGUUGGAGGAGCUCAUCAAGCCCCUUCUAGAGCGCGCGACCAUUCCUGUCGAACAAGCCCUGGCAGAGGCGAAGCUGAAGCCCGAGGAUAUCGAUGCCAUUGAGAUGGUCGGUGGCGGCACACGUGUCCCCGCUAUCAAGAACGCCAUCCAGCAGUUCUUCGGCAAGCCACUUUCCUUCACCCUCAACGCUGACGAAGCGAUUGCACGCGGCUGCGCCUUUAGCUGCGCCAUCCUCUCACCCGUCUUCCGCGUCCGAGACUGCUCCGUGCACGACAUCGUCAACUACCCGAUUGAGUUCACGUGGGAGAAGUCGCCCGACAUCCCAGACGAAGACACCAGCCUCGUCGUCUUCAACAAGGGCAACGUCAUGCCCUCAACGAAGAUCCUCACCUUCUACAGAAAACACCCGUUCGACCUUGAGGCCAGGUACGCCAAGCCUGAGAUGCUCCCAGGCAAGAUGAACCCCUGGAUAGGCCGGUUCUCCGUCAAAAGCGUCAAGGCAGACUCAAAGGAUGACUUCAUGAUCUGCAAGCUGAAAGCGCGACUCAAUCUACACGGCAUCCUCAAUGUGGAGCAGGGCUACUAUGUGGAGGAUCAGGAGGUGGAGGAGCCAAUACCGGAGGCGAAGGACGGAGAGAAGAAAGAGGGCGACGCCAUGGACGUCGACAACGCCGAGAAACCCAAGACGCGUAAAGUCAAGAAGCAGGUGCGGAAAGGCGAUCUGCCCAUCUCAGCCGGUACCGCCUCGCUGGACCAGGCAGCCAGGGACGCGGCCGCCGAGCGCGAGAACCAGAUGAUCAUGGAGGACAAGCUGGUGGCGGACACGGAGCACGUCAAGAACGAGCUCGAGUCCUUCAUCUACGAGCUCAGGAGCAAGAUCGAAGGCGUAUAUGCUGAGUUUGCGAAUGAGGACGAGAAGGCGAAGUUGGGUGAGAAGUUGCAGACUAUAGAAGACUGGCUCUACGACGAAGGCGAAGACGCCACCAAGGCCGUCUACACGAGCAAGAUCGAGGAGAUCAGAUCGGUGGCCGGCCCCAUCAUCCAGCGCUACAACGACAUGAUGGAGGCGGAACGUCAGGCGGUGCGCCAGGCGCAGGAGGAGGCGCAGGCGAAGAAGCGCGCCGAAGCCGAUGCCAAGAAGCAGGCGGAGGAUUCCUCGAAGAAAGACAAGCCGGAUGAGGAGAUGGCGGAUGCGGUGCAGCCGGAUGCUGUUGAGGAGCCGGCGGAUUAG